Paracoccidioides lutzii Pb01 is the source of this 5100-nucleotide messenger RNA. Its product is annotated as ATP-dependent bile acid permease. The record is from RefSeq and is a predicted model, not a curated record. Gene Ontology annotation, biological process: transmembrane transport. Gene Ontology annotation, cellular component: fungal-type vacuole; fungal-type vacuole membrane. Gene Ontology annotation, molecular function: ATP hydrolysis activity; ABC-type peptide transporter activity; ATP binding. The coding region runs from base 1 to 5100 and encodes 1699 amino acids. The transcript is spliced from 2 exons.
AUGCGACAGGAUUGUGAGGGUCCCGCCUGGGUCGUUGAUGACCUGACUCCGUGUUUUCAGCAAAAGUUUCUAAGGUUAAUAUUCCCACUUACGGCGUGCGGUUUCUCGCUGUUAUUGAUAAUUAUCCAUAUCUUCUGCUAUAAUAUUCAUAUCCCUUGGCGCCAUCACCGCUACAGACCUAUCCCUUCCGACGUGGUCGAGCACAGCAAUGUAGAAGACGAAUCUGAAGCUGAAGAGUAUGAAGAGGAAGGUGAGGGAGGAGAUGUGGACAGCGAUUUAAUGCUGCAUAAGGUCUUAAGUCGCACUGCAGAUGUCACCGUUGAGGAAGACAAACCCCGGGGACAGACCGUUGUAACAGUAUUGGAGAUUGCUGCGAUUCUGGGCGAACUGGCCAUUUCCAUACUGGGUCUUGCCACACCUUCGAGGGCCGCGGACGAAACGACUCCGGACAUUGCGAGGCUCCUUUCAUGGACAUAUCUGUUCCUCCUGGUGGCUGCCAGAGUUCUUUUUUCAAUGUCUGAACGCCGUACGCUGCCCAAAUUAUGGAACCACACAGCUGCACUCUAUGGCUUCAAUUGGCUAUGUAGCGUCAUGAUCUUUCGGUCUGCCAUAAUCCAUCCGCCACCGCAUUGCAUACGCAUUUUGACCAUCAUGGAUUUUGCGCUCUCCUCCAUCCUUCUCCUCCUAGUCGUCACCACCCGCAAGGGAAACGAAACCAUCCUUGUUCAACAUGAAGAAGGCCUUAUCCCACCCCGGGAACAAUUUGCCAGCCUGUUAUCACUGGCUUCGUUUACAUGGUUGGACCCACUAGUUUGGAAAGGCUACGGAAAGUCUCUGGAGAUGUCGGAUGUCUGGAAUCUUCUCCCAAGUUACCAGGCUGCGGCGGUUCUUGCAGAUUUCCGCCAAACUCGCAGGACUUCCGCUCUGGCAUGGAGGCUGUUGCGAUAUUUUGAUCGCACGCUUCUCCUACAGGGAGCAUGGACUAUCUUCUCAGGUUUCUUUUCCUUUGUCCCAACUUGGUUGCUCAAACUUAUUUUAGAAUACCUUCAGGAUCCCAAGAGCACAUCCAAGAAUACUGCUUGGUUAUAUGUUAUCCUCCUGUUUUGUUGUGCUGCUACGCAGGGUAUUGCGGAUGGUCAAGCGCUCUGGAUGGGGCGAAAAUUGAGCGUCAAGUUGCGUGCCAUCAUUAUUGGUGAGCUAUACGCCAAAGCGUUGCGACGGAAAGCCGGUUCAAUUGCCAAGGUCUCCAAACAUGAUGCCAAAAACAAGAAACAAUCGAAAAAGAAGAAAAAGCUUUCGUCGUCCUGGAAUAAACAACAAACUGAUCCCGCCCCGGAAACCAAUGAGGAGCAGAAUCUCAAGGAGCCAGAUACACAGGCCAAUAUUGGCAAAAUCAUCAAUCUGAUGGCAAUUGAUUCGUUCAAAGUUAGUGAAGUAUGCGCCUACUUACAUUACCUCUGGGCCAGUUUCCCAGUGCAAACCAUUAUUGCCAUCUAUAUUUUAUACAAGAUUCUAGGAUUUAGCUCACUGGCCGGCAUUGUUGUGAUGGUUCUUAUGUUACCUCUGAAUAUGUACAUUGCAUCGCGGUUCAGAGCCCUUCAACACGAAAUCCUUGCCGGAACCGAUGCUCGCAUCCACUCGACCAACGAGGUUCUCCAAAACAUCCGUAUCAUCAAGUAUUUCGCCUGGGAACAGCGAUUUGAGGACAUCGUCAAUGAAAAGCGUAGAGCAGAGCUGAAGAAUCUCCGUCGGCGGUAUAUCCUGUGGGCAUUCGCUGCCACUUUUUGGUACGGAACACCAGCUCUGAUCACCCUGAUUUCCUUCUUCCUCUACACUGUUGUGGAGGGCAAGAAGCUAGUUCCUUCAGUUGCAUUCCCUGCCCUAUCCACAUUUUCGCUCCUGCGCAUACCCUUGGAUCAACUGGCAGACAUGAUCGCUCACGUCCAGGAAUCCAAGGCCUCCAUCGACCGCGUGGAGAUAUUCUUGAACGAGGAAGAAACGGAAAAGUAUUCCCAGUUACGACCGGACGAGCACUCGGACGCUCCGCCCAAAAUUGCUCUUGAAAACGCGACACUUUCCUGGGGUUCUUUACCUACGAAGACCACGGGAGGUCCAUCUCAAGGCGACCACGAAAUAACAGAGUCAUUCCGCCUCAUCAACAUGAACGUGUCAUUCCGCAUCGGCCGGGUUAACGUCAUCGCCGGUCCAACAGGUUCCGGUAAAACGUCCAUGCUGAUGGCGCUGUUGGGGGAGAUGAUACUUCUUGAGGGAUCGGUGUUUCUUCCUGGUGGAACGAGUGAUCGAGCCGAUUUGUGUGUGGACCCGGCUACGGGACUUACCGAGAGCGUUGCGUACUGUGCGCAAGAAGCAUGGUUGGUUAACGCGACUAUCAAAGAAAAUAUCUUGUUUGCAUCUCCUUUUGACAAAUAUCGGUAUGAGGCUGUAAUUAAAGCUUGUGGCUUACAGAGAGAUUUGGAAAUAUUGGAUGCGGGUGAUCAAACCCUCGUGGGUGAGAAGGGCAUAAGUCUUUCUGGAGGACAGAAGCAGCGGAUAUCGCUGGCACGGGGCAUAUACAGUAAGGCCCGACAUCUGCUCUUGGAUGACUGUCUUAGCGCGGUCGAUUCGCAUACCGCCAAACACAUUUUCAAGGAGGCGAUUAUGGGCCCAUUGAUGGAGAAUCGCACAUGCAUCCUUGUCACGCAUAAUGUAUCCCUAGCCGUUCCUCAAGCUGAGUACGUUGUUGUUCUGGAUAAUGGCAGAAUUUCUGGACGGGGUACACCGCAGGAGGUCGUUGCUGCUGGUAUUCUCGGGGAAGAAAUCCUUAAUUCGCGGCCUACAUCUCCUUCGUCGAGAACGCUAGCGAAUUCUCCCUCGAGCUCCGAGAGGGAAGAGCCUGAAUGGCUGCAUAAUCAAGCGGACGCGGCCGAUGCAGCUAACAACGGCAAUAUUAAUGGAAAUGUCAAUGGGGCCGCUGUAAAGGACAAUAAUAAAAAAGAGCAGAAAAUUGCUUCUCUGUUCGGGGAGGAAAAGAUUGUGGGCAGCGUCAAGUACUCAACAAUCGCUAUGUAUCUUCGCGCCAUGGGCCCGUGGUAUUUUUGGGUUGUGGCCCUUGUAGCUUUUGGUGCUCAGCAGAUCGGCUCACUUGCCACCAAUCUGUGGAUUAGGGAAUGGGCAAAUGCAUACCCAGUAGAUAAAGUCUCUGCGGAUGAUCCAGGGCGCAGUGCUGCUCUAGCAAACCUCAGACUUCCAACAAUGGUGACAGCAAAUAUUCCAAGACCGUUUUCGUGGAGAGCGCCAGAGAUAUACUACAGUUAUAUCGACAAGGACGGUUCUGUUAAUGAUGACUUAAAUCCGUGGUAUUACCUAGGUAUAUAUGCUCUCCUAGCGUUUGGUUACAUCUUCAUAACUCUGUUGAGGGAAAUGGUUCUGUUUGGCGGAUCGCUGCAUGCGUCGUGGCGGAUCCACAAGGCAUUACUCAAAGCCGUGACCCAUGCGAAGUUUAAGUUCUUUGACUCCACACCUCUGGGCCGGUUGAUGAAUCGAUUCUCCAAGGAUAUCGAAGCUGUUGACCAGGAAGUUGCAGCUACUGCAAUAGGAAUGCUGCACAGUUUAGCCUCAGUCAUCCUCAUCGUUAUUCUUAUUUCCGUUAUUACACCCAAGUUUUUGAUUGCUGCUAUUUUCAUUACGGCUAUUUAUUUUGCGCUGGGUGCUAUAUACCUUAAUGCGUCCCGCGAUCUGAAAAGGUUGGAAUCUAUCCAGAGGAGCCCGCUGUAUCAGCAAUUUGGAGAGACCUUGACGGGUAUCGUUACAAUUCGUGCAUAUGGAGAUGGUGCACGUUUCAUCAGUGACAACCAUGCCUUGAUCAACAUGUACAAUCGCCCUUACUUGUAUCUAUGGGCGAGCAAUCGGUGGCUUGCGUUCCGCGUUGAUAUAGCUGGUGCCCUAGUAUCAUUCUUCACUGCGUCAUUUAUUAUCAUGAGCGUUGGGAACAUCGAUGCUGGAACCGCUGGUUUAGCCCUGACGUACGCAGUUACGUUCACAGAGAACGUGCUCUGGCUCGUUCGACUUUACUCCCAGAACCAGCAGAACAUGAACUCCGUCGAACGCAUAGAGGAGUAUAUGGAGGUCGAACAAGAAGCUCAAGCUGUUAUACCCGGCUGUCGACCGCCGAACAACUGGCCAACCGACGGUGCGCUGCGGUUUGAAAAUUACUCCACCCGCUACCGUCUUGACCUGGAGCCUGUGCUGAAGCAUGUGACGUUCUCAGUGCAGCCUGGUGAAAGGGUUGGGAUUGUGGGCAGAACCGGUGCGGGCAAGAGCUCGCUUGCCCUCGCUCUGUUCCGUGGCCUUGAGCCAGAAAGUGGCAGGAUUGUCCUGGACAAUGUCGACAUUGGCCUAAUUGGCCUCAAGGAUCUCCGAGAAGCAGUUACCAUUGUCCCCCAGGACCCUACGCUUUUUACCGGGACGAUUCGCAGCAACCUCGAUCCGUUCGACCUGUUAGCCGAUGAAGAGAUUUUCACAGCUCUCCGUCGAGUUCACCUGAUCGGUAACUCAACAUCUACCGCUGCCUCCGGUUCCUCAACACCCAUAACCCACUCCACCACUGCUCUAGACACCAACAACCGCGACAGCGACAGUGACAGCAACAAUGACAAUGACCCCCGCCACUUCCGGGACAACAAAAACAUCUUCCUAAACAUCAACUCCCCCAUCACCGAAUCCGGCUCAAACCUCUCCCAGGGCCAACGCCAACUCCUCUGCCUUGCCCGCGCCCUGCUAAAAUCCCCAAAAGUCCUCGUGAUGGACGAAGCCACCGCAUCGAUAGAUUAUGCAACGGAUGCCAAGAUCCAGGAUACCCUGCGCGAGCUGAAAGGGAACACCAUCCUCACCAUCGCACACAGGCUGCAGACUAUCAUCGACUACGAUAAGGUGCUUGUGCUGGAUCACGGGGAGGUGGUGGAGUAUGGUGGGCCGUGGCAGCUUAUUAAUACGCGUGGUGGUAGUUUCCGAGCGAUGUGUGAGAAUAGUGGGAAUUUUGAGGCGUUAAUGGAUGGGGCGCGGAGGGCGUGGGAAACGAAGCGGUUGGUGGAUGAUGAGUAA